UACCAAGAAGAGCACAAUCGCCCGAAGAAACUCUUUCUUCGCUCCGCAGGUGAUGGACGAUAAGGUGGGGGCGGCAGCGGUGGGGCAGGCUCCUGGCGAUGCCUCCGAAGAUUCUUCUCUUUACUCCAGUUGUGCCAAACGCGAUGCUGCUGUCGGUGGUUGCAGCGAUCUGCCUUCUGCUAGGGGUGGCAGCCGCCCCCGAGAACCUCACCUCAACGACAACGGCCCCCGUAAUCCCCAAGAACCACCGGCCCGUUGAGGAAGUGGAGGUGCUCCAACCGGCUGGAGGCGGCCUCGCAAUAGUCAUGCCCAUCAGCACCCCGGCCACUCUUCAGUUCAAAAAGUCAAGUAGUAGUGGAACGGACCCCUGUCACCCGGACAACCAUGUAGUUCUCCGAGAUGAGACCCUUCGAAGUUUCAACCAGCCCAUCGACGAAGAGCACGGCGCCCUUUGCGAUCAGGAUCUGGACCCCGGCUGGUAUCAAUUUCAGAGUCUUGCAGGCACUACUAUUCCCACUGGAUGCCCCGCCGUCAACCACUGCGGCACAAAAUACCCAAUUUGGCUCAGAGGAGAGAUGCCGAAAAUCGAGGAAGGAAUUAUAAAUAGUCAGGGCUGCGUGCACGUGGACGAGGAUUGUUGUGGCCACACAAUGCCUAUUCUGCUCAAGAACUGCACCGACUUCGUGGUCUACUUUUUGCAGCCGACGCCCGCCUGUGACAUGGCCUACUGCGCUGGACACAUGGUCCCUUGUCCGUUAGGCCUCGAAUCGGACACAGGAUUCACCCCUUGCCAGUUUUUGGUCCAGUUGGUUGAUGUGAAGAUUUCCGUGGACCUGAACAAAGCAAACGGCAUUGAAAUAAGGUGCCAGGCGGAGAUCGAGCAAGUAAAAGCUUUGGAGACGGUCGUCGUUGAAGUGGACUGGCUGGACAGAGGAAUUGUCGUUCACCAACAAAAGUACAUGCCAGCUGAGCAGCAGUACGCGGUCAUCCCCAGAAAAUCGUGGAAACUCGGACAAACGUUGCAGUGCCGCGCCAGGGUGCGUCACAUUUCGAUAAACACCUUCACGCCUCAGGUGCUGAGCGACGAAUUCUUUGCGGGCAUUAAAAUCCUCUCUCCGAACCCGAUGCAACUCAUCGAAGGGGGGGAUCCAGUUGAAUUGGAAUUUACAUCAACCUUGCCCGUGGGCUGCAUCAGGGACAACUGCUGCAUUCAGUUGCAAGUCAGCGUUGUCUACCCUGAGAAAACUUAUUUCUGCCCCACAGGAGAACCUUUGGAUAGAUUGGGAGUCACAGACUGUUUGUGGAACGUCUGCAAGGAGGACUGGAACGAAACUCACGGGAUACCUUUCAGGGUCAGAUUUGACAACCUCUACCACGGAAAUCAGGAGUUGGAAAUCGAACUGAGAACUCACACCGUGGAACACAAAGACUGGGCCGAAUACACAAUGCCAAAACAACAGGUGCAUGUUUUGGGGGUUGACGUGAGCGAAAAGUGCGUGUCCUCGUCUAUGAUCCACACUUUCGACGGUCUGGUGUACUCGCACGAAUUGCGCGGCAACUUUUUACUGUAUAAAAAUAAUUUGCACGAGGUGCACGUCGACUACCAGCCGUGCCACUAUCGCAAAAUGUGCAAUUGCGCUGUCAGAGUGCAAGCCAAGUAUUCGGCAUUUGUGGCCGACUAUUGCAAAAAGGGCUACCUUCAGGUGUGGAGUGAGUCGACAAACUCGGACGACACCCUUCAGGACAUUACCAUCAUUCAGCAGAACGAGGGUCGAUCUUACAAGCUGGUCUUCCCGAGUGGCACGACAGUGGUGAUCGGACCGUAUCUGUCUUUUGUCAACGUCCACGUCUUUGCCACCGACAUGGGUCGCACGUCUGGUCUGUGUGGCUCAUUUGACAGAGACAGCUCGAAUGACCUCGACUUGCCCAACGGCGCCGGCAGUGCCUGCAAGUACCAGCCACGGGCCAGCUGCGAAGCGUUCUCGCGUCACUGGAGGGUUGGUGAAUAUCAAUUAGUUGAAGUGACGGAAAAUGGACAGAUAGACAGGUCUGAUGAUGAAGAAGGCUUGUAUUGCGCCUGUCGUAGCCCAUUCGGCGACCACCUCCAACCUGCCGCCUCAAAUAUGUCCCUGACCUUUUUAGAACACGAGUCCACAAACGUGAUUAAAAAAAGAAGUGACGAUGACAUAAUUGCGUGCGAGUCGUCUCAGUGCUUCCACAAAAACGGAAUUGAAAUGUCCGAGGAAUAUUUGAAAUUCACCGCAUCUGAGUUUUUCACCGUGAAAGAUUUGCUAGAGACCAAACAUGACAUAUUGCUGCAACCGUAUGAAAAAAUCCAAGUUGACCACAGUGCAGACUGGAGUAUCCACAACGCGAAAACCUUUUGUCAAAAUUAUGUAGCGAACAGUCUGGCUGCUCAGCAGUGCGAUUACGUGGCGCAAAUGAAAGUCAACGAUAGGAUAGCCGAGUGUGCCAGUGACGUCCAUAUUACAAAUGAUUCGUCCUGGGCAGCUGUAGCCCUGAACAAUUUAAAAUACGACUGCAAAACAGAAAUUUACCGCAACUUAUCGCUGUGGGAGGAAACGCAUGAUGGGAAAAUAGUGCCACCUUCGGACCUCCUGAGUUCACUUUGCAUUAAUAACUGCAGCGGUGCAGGCGUUUGCAAAAACGGAGUUUGUGUGUGCAGCGGUGGUUACACAGGAAGUGAUUGCUCAAUUAAUCAGAAUUUACCCCCUGUCAUCUCGGACCUCACAAUGAAUCCUUGUGAUGUGCAAGAGACCUCUUGUAAAUAUGUGGUUGUUUCGGGCCCUAAAUUUGCAGAAAAUAUGGACCUCCGGUGUGGAAUUGAAGUUUUUGUUGUUAAAGACAGAGACCACACAGCUAUAUCCCAGGGAGUGGCUUAUUCGGCAGCGGAAUUUCUGAGUUUCCAAGCAGUGAUUUGCACAAUUCCGACACUUCCUGUUCACUCAGUUGGAAAACACUUUAACAAGGAUAGCACGAGAGCCCUUGUCAAAGUCAGCGUGUGUUAUGGGAAACAGUGCUCGGACCCAUUGGAGUUGUGGGUGAUUGACUCGAGAUGCUGGCAUUGCAACCUCGAAUCACCUUGCGAGCCAAAAUUACAUGGCCCAUGUUUCUACUACAACCCGUACUACACAGAGCCGGCCACCAAAGAGAACAAGACACGAUGAGAGAGAAAUUAUUAGAAUGAUAAGAAAAAUAAUUAUAUGUGUGAUUCUUUUGUAAAUUAUGUUUCCAACUUAUGUUUUAUUUAAAAUAAAAAUAAUAAUC
Messenger RNA from Neocloeon triangulifer, 3288 nucleotides. Its product is annotated as von Willebrand factor D and EGF domain-containing protein-like. Bases 99 to 3188 code for a protein of 1029 amino acids. The record is from RefSeq and is a predicted model, not a curated record. The transcript has 16 exons. NCBI's taxonomy places the organism in Eukaryota, Metazoa, Arthropoda, Insecta, Ephemeroptera, Baetidae.